AUGGCAGAAUCAGACAACGAGUCAGGAGGAGGUCAAACAGGUUGCAGAGAGCAAGACAGGUUUCUUCCAAUAGCAAACGUGAGCAGGAUCAUGAAAAAAGCUUUACCAUCAAAUGCAAAGAUCUCUAAAGAAGCGAAAGAAACACUACAAGAGUGUGUAUCUGAGUUCAUAAGUUUCAUAACAAGUGAAGCUUCUGAUAAGUGUCAGAGAGAGAAGAGGAAAACAAUCAACGGUGAGGAUCUUCUUUGGGCUAUGAAUACUCUAGGGUUUGAGGAUUAUGUUGAGCCAUUGAAGAUUUAUUUGCGUAAGUAUAGGGAGAUGGAAGGGGAGAAGAGUGCUAUGAUUGGAAGAGGUUUUCAGAGAGAUCAAGGGAGGCUUGGCCAGGGUGUGGGUGGUGUUUAUGGUUAUGGCUUUUCAUCUUCAAUGAUGAUGAUAGAACAAAACAUGUAUGGAGCUUGGAGUGGUUCGCCGUCUUCGGGAAGAAGUACUAGAUAA
Molecule: messenger RNA, 495 nt
Organism: Lathyrus sativus (Indian pea)
Lineage: Eukaryota; Viridiplantae; Streptophyta; Magnoliopsida; Fabales; Fabaceae
Source: the annotation of a GenBank genome assembly